CACAACUCACAACUCACCUGUGUCACAUGUAGAACAGAACACACAUACUCUCUCCCACUUGCUUUUGCUUUCACUAUAAGCACAAAAGAAUAAAAAAUAAUCGCAAAUAAGAAGGGGAAAGGAAAGGUGGAAAUGAAUAAAUCCGAGAUACGAGGAUUUGGCUAUGAAUUAUGUGAUUCUAAGUCUUUUCCUAUGAUUUAAAUUGCUCUAUUCAUUUUAAAAAUAAACUGCUCUAUAAACUAAUCAUAUUGUUCUCAUUUUUCAAUUGUCCCCAAAAAAUACAACCCCACACCUUUUUCACCAAAAUUAAUUUUUUAAAAGUAUCAACUUGCACAAACCAAGACAACGAAGAUUCUUGGUAACCCAGUUGUUUUUUUUUUUUUUGUGUGUGGAAUCUUUGCCCAUUAGGAAUAGAUUGAAGUUCAUUUAAGAGCAAAUUUGAAUAUUUUUUGCAAGUUUAUAUUUUAUGUGGUUGGAGUAAACUGGUUUUAGUUUCUGGGAAUUUGGUUUGCAACCUUUUUUAAAUGUUAAAAUUUGGAUCUUACGUACUUGAGUGAAGUGAAACUGUGAUAGAGCGGUGGUGAUUUUUCUGUGUUGUUUUUGCAUAGAUCUGAAAUAAUGGAGCCUCCUACGGGAUUUUGUGCUUCAUUGUUGAGUUUUAUCCACUUUCUUCCUUUCUUCAUUGGCCUUCUACUUCUAGGCAACAUCAAAGGUGUCAUUCUUUGUUCAUUGACAUGUUUAAUAAUGACAAUUGGGAACUCUGCUAUCAUACUUGGACUAUGGCCAGCACAUGUCAUUUGGACUUAUUACUGCAUUCUAAGAGCUAAACAAUUAGGACCUCUUCUGAAGCUUGUUAUCUUCAUAUGUGUACUGCCAGUGCUGUUGAUUUCAUGGCCAGUGGUCGGUAUUAUUGGAAGUAUUGUAGGUGGAGUAGCCUAUGGAUAUCUUUCACCAAUAUUUGCUACUAUUGAAGCUGUGGAAGAAGGAAAAGAUGACAAACUUUACCACUGCUUUAUUGAUGGUACUUGGAGCACUAUAGAAAGGAGUUACAUGGUUGUUAUGGACACAAAAGAUGUUUGCUUCCAUUCUUACUUCUCGGUUAUGGAUGACCUCCGCCUAAAGGGGCCUCCUAAUACUAAAUACUAUGAAAUCAGGCUGCUAUAUCUUCCCGGUGCUUUUCUAGCUGCAAUUAUUGGAAUGUUAGUGGAUGUGCCAAUUAUAUCAGUUGUUGCACUAUGCAAAGGUCCUUACAUGCUUUUCAAAGGGUGGCACCGAUUGUUUCAUGACCUAGUGGGCCGGGAAGGCCCUUUCUUGGAGACAAUAUGUGUACCUUUUGCAGGUCUUGCUAUCCUUCUGUGGCCAUUGGCUGUUGCUGGGGCAGUUUUGGCAUCUAUUCUAGCAAGUUAUUUUCUUGGUGCUUAUGCAGGGGUUGUUGCUUAUCAGGAAUCUUCUUUCUCGCUUGGCCUUCGGUAUGUUAUUGCAGCUUUGUCCCUUUAUGAUGAAUACAGCAAUGAUAUUCUCGACAUGCCAGAAGGAAAGUGCUUCCCUAGGCCUCAAUACCGGAAAAAUCCAGAUUCAUCAGAACAAAAUUCUGGUUCAGCUUCCGUCUCAAGACCCAGCUCCUUUGGAAAGGCUCCCUCUCGCUCAUCUUCAAUGAAAAAUAACAUUGUCGAGUUGAAAUCACUUGAGCUGUUGGAUGGCUUGUUCAAGGAAUGUUGCAUUGUAGGAGAAAAAAUGAUUUCUGAAGGUCUAAUUACCGGCAAAGACAUUGAAGAAGCAAAAUCUGGUAAAGGGAGUAAUGUUAUUACUAUUGGGUUGCCUGCAUAUUGCUUACUCCAGGGACUUUUGCGCUCGGCGAAAGUCAAUUCCAUGGGUAUAUUGAUUAAUGAUGAUACUGAACUAACUCUCACAAACAGACCAAGGGAGAAAUUUUUUGAAUGGUUCCUCAAUCCCCUUUUGAUCAUUAAAGAACAAAUUAAAGCUGAAAAUUUAUCCUCCUCAGAAGAAGACUACCUCUGCAAAUUAGUUCUUUUAAGUGGUGGUGAUGCAGAGCGAUUAAAAAAUUCAGCUAUUGGCCCAGCCCCUGAAUCUGAGGUCAAGCGUGCUGAACUUGAUGCUUUGGCUAGAAGGCUGCAAGGGAUCACUAAAUCCAUGUCAAGGUUCCCAACCUUCAGGCGUCGUUUUGAUGAACUUGUAAAGACAUUGUCGGAUGAUCAUGCCGAGAAGCACGGAGCACCACCACCAAGUCCAACAAUGAAUAGAUCAAAGAGUGCCUUUGCUCGGUUGAUUAGUUUGAAAUCUUUGAAGGGGACAAGAAAUUAUGGGUCUAGUGAAGGGUCACGACAUAUUGUAUGAGAUUAAGAAUCUUGCCACGAAAACUGUAUUGUAUAUUUUUAACCCAAAGAUACAAAAUAUCAUGUCAAAGGUGUAUUGUUUCAUUUCAUUUUGGAUAGAAAAUCAAAAUGUAUUUGAUAAUGACUCUAGUAUCUCACCAUGUUUAUUCUUCAUGUACACUUGUUAAUUAAUGAUACAGAAAUAUGAACACAAAUGUAAACAUAUUUGAGCAAAAUAGUGUAUUAUCAUCAUGUUCA
Cicer arietinum (chickpea) is the source of this 2591-nucleotide messenger RNA. RefSeq lists its product as uncharacterized. The record is from RefSeq and is a predicted model, not a curated record. Lineage: Eukaryota; Viridiplantae; Streptophyta; Magnoliopsida; Fabales; Fabaceae.